CCAUUUCUGCACAUUCAUUUUACCUGUGCAAAGAGGACACUCAGGUGAACACAUGGCAUCCAAUACAGGGCAAUCGGGCUACCUACCCACCGGAGCGGCCUUAUUCUGCACCAUACCCGACAUCUUCUACUUAGUGGAGCUUGUCUUUGGCGGUCUGGUGUUGUGUCUAGUCGCAUCUACAAAGCUCAUGUCACCCUUCGACUUCCGGCCAGAAGUCGACUUUACCCUGACAACCCCCAGCAACCCCCAGGCCUAUGUGAUUUCUGUGACAAUUUUCUGUUUCCUCAUGACAUUCACCUGGUUGAUAGUCUUUGCCACUGGAUGUCAUCGUAAUAAAAGCUCUUGGGCAAGCGCGGAUGUUGCAUGCCAUGGAUUUGCAUCACUCCUCUAUCUCAGUGCUUCUGUGCUUCUAGCUUUUGUAACCAUUGGAUAUGGUAUUGUAAACAAGGAGCUACUUAAUUACAAGCUGGAUGUAGCUGCCGUGGUGUUUGCCUUCCUCACCACUACAGUGUACGUCAUCCACACCAUUUUCUCAGCCCUCAGAUGGAAAUCCUUUUAAAGCAUCUGCUGGACACAACCUGAUUAGAUUGAUUAGGUAUUACAAAUGUCAUAUAAUGCAUCAGUAAUAAUUCAUGUGAUACUAGAUUUACUGUCCAGGCUUCUUGUGUUCUAUAAAAUGCAUACAGACUAUUUUUAAAACCACUUUUUACUUUUUUUGUAAACUAGUCUCACCUUAGGUAUAAAUUAUUGUCAUUCCUGUAUGACUUAUAAUAAAGGAGAUUAUGAAAUAUC
Molecule: messenger RNA, 792 nt
Organism: Pimephales promelas (fathead minnow)
Lineage: Eukaryota; Metazoa; Chordata; Actinopteri; Cypriniformes; Leuciscidae
Product: myelin and lymphocyte protein
Biological process (GO): myelination
Cellular component (GO): membrane
Molecular function (GO): structural constituent of myelin sheath
Source: RefSeq, a predicted model, not a curated record